AUGGCUCCAGGGUUACUUGUCAAUAACUCAACCGAAUCUGAUAGAUUCCGCUUGGAUCAAAGUUCCCAGCCCAAGGUAUCUCGAUCUCCCAAAAUUGGAGAAGUGGAUUGUAUGGCCUACGAACAGCAAAAAGAUCUCAUCGGCGACAUUGUGGAAAAGCUCAAGGCAUCGGGAGGAUGCCUGAUUCGCGGAUUGUAUCACCAAAAGACCCUCGACGCGAUCGAGGAAGAAAUCCGGCCCUACAUCGCAGCGACAGAUAAAGCAGACAUCAGCCGAGAGGAUUUCGUACCUUCAUCGACGAGGAUGAUCCGCAGACUAACGCGGCCACAACAGCACGGCUCCCAGUCCCGAACGAGUGUGAGCUUACCACAGCUGAGCACCACAGUCGCUUUCUCGGUCGGUCCUGGAACGAAGGCUCAAGGUCUUCACCGCGAUGACGACAUCUACCACACGCAGCAUCCUGCCUCCUCAAAAUAUCAUCUUGGCCAAGAUACAAUGUUGUGUCUUUUCGUCGCCGUUAAGAGCUGUACGAAUGAGAAUGGUGCAACACGGAUCGUGCCUGGUAGCCAUCUCUGGGACUACACAUCUCCUCCGCCUUCUUACGAGACUUUGCCGGAGCAAUUUUCCCAUGCAGAGAUGUCACCCGGUGAUGCAUUUCUGAUGCUUGGAGGGGUAUACCACAGAGCAGGGUCGAAUACCACUGCGGACGAAGAGAGACUAAGACAAGAGGAAAACCAAUAUCUUGCCAACGAUUUGGAGGGAAUCAAAGAGCUCCCAAUCCACUUGCAGAAAUUCGCUGGCUUUGGGGCGAGCAAGCCUUACAUGGGUUGGGUCGAUAUGGAGGAACCGGUAAAGGUUCUGAAUCGGAAUGCGGACGUCGGGGAUACGGAGUUUUGGUAG
Molecule: messenger RNA, 900 nt
Organism: Lindgomyces ingoldianus
Lineage: Eukaryota; Fungi; Ascomycota; Dothideomycetes; Pleosporales; Lindgomycetaceae
Product: PhyH-domain-containing protein
Exons: 3
Coding region: 1-900 (299 amino acids)
Source: RefSeq, a predicted model, not a curated record